This is a messenger RNA of Lethenteron reissneri (Far Eastern brook lamprey), 6848 nucleotides long. It is a transcript of the gene AAK1, whose product is annotated as AP2 associated kinase 1. Gene Ontology annotation, molecular function: ATP binding; protein kinase activity. NCBI's taxonomy places the organism in Eukaryota, Metazoa, Chordata, Hyperoartia, Petromyzontiformes, Petromyzontidae. Gene Ontology annotation, biological process: protein phosphorylation. The record is from RefSeq and is a predicted model, not a curated record.
ACGGCGCGGGGUCGCCCCGUCAAUGAAGCGGCGUCGCCGCCGCUGCUGCCGCUCGCCUCCCUCCCUCCCUCCUUCCCGCUCGCCGUUGACGAGAGGAAGCCUCAUUUUAUAUAUACACACACAGAGAGAGAGCUCUCCCACCCCACCACCCCCUCUAAGCAACACACACAACCCCAGCUUGUAAUUAACCGGCGAGGAGGUGAAGACGAGAAACCGCGCUUCGUAUUUUAACAGUCGGGGGGGGGGGGGGGGUUCCCUUCGCCAUCGCCGGGAGAUGAAGAAAUUCUUCGACUCACGGCGGGAGGGGAACGCCGGCGGCGGCGGAGGAGGUGGUGGAGGAGGAGGCGGCGGUGGCAGCAGCAGCAGCAGCGGCGGCGCCUUCGUGGGCCGUGUGUACGCCGUGGGACGGCAUCAGAUCACGGUGGAGGAGGUCCUGGCAGAGGGGGGCUUUGCCAUUGUGUUUCUUGUGAAAACAUCGGGCGGAGUUCGCUCUGCACUCAAGCGUAUGUACGUUAACAAUGAACACGAUCUGAAGGUCUGCCAGAGGGAAAUCACCAUCAUGAAAGAGCUGUCCGGACAUAAAAACAUAGUAGGUUAUCUGGACUCCAGUAUUAAUGCCCAGACCUCCAGCGGCGUUUGGGAAGUGCUCAUUCUCAUGGAGAUAUGCCGUGCCGGCCAGGUGGUAAACCAGAUGAAUCAAAGGUUGAGCACAGGAUUCACAGAGUGCGAGGUCCUCAGGAUAUUUUGUGACACCUGCGAAGCUGUUGCCAGGCUUCACCAGUGCAAAACGCCAAUUAUCCACCGUGAUCUGAAGGUUGAGAAUAUCCUGCUUCACGACAACGGAAACUACGUGCUGUGCGACUUUGGCAGCGCCACCAACAAAAUCCUGAACCCUCAAGCGCACGGGGUCAGCGCCGUUGAAGACGAGAUUAAAAAGUACACUACGCUGUCAUACAGGGCUCCGGAGAUGGUCAACUUAUACAACGGCACACCCAUAACAGCAAAGUCCGACAUUUGGGCCCUGGGAUGUUUGCUGUACAAGCUGUGCUUCUUUACGCUGCCGUUCGGGGAGAGUCAGGUGGCAAUAUGCGACGGGAACUUCACCAUACCCGACCACUCCCGCUACUCGCAUGAAAUGCACUGUCUUAUACGCUACAUGCUGGAGCCUGAUCCAGACAUCAGGCCGGAAAUCUACCAGGUGGCCUGCUUUGCAUUCAAGCUUUCUGGCAAAGAGUGUCCCAUUCUGAAUGUCAACGGCCUGUCCCUUCCCAAUAAACUUCCGGAGCCACUGAAAGCAAGUGAAGCUGCUGCCAGGAAGACACAGUCCAAAACCAAACUCACUGAAACGGUUGGCCCCACUGAAACGUCGAUUGCCCCACGACAAAGGCCCAAGGCAGGGCAGACAAAUCCCGGUGCGGUGGGCAUCCUGCCCCUGCAGGCAGUCUCUACGCCCAGGAAGAGGCCUGUGGCAACCGCCGCUGCCGUCGCCACCCAGCCAGCGCCCAUGCCGGUGAACAACUCGUCCAAUGCGACCGCGAGCCAAACGGCUCCUCCGGCAGCCGCCCAGCCUCAGCCGGCGCUGCCGCCAAACGGGCAGCAGCAGCUUCCAGCACAGAACUCACAGCCGGCUCAACCCGCACAGCCUGUUCAGCAAGCUCAGCAGGUCCAGAUUCAGCAGCAGCAACAGCAGCUCCUGCAACAACAGCAGCUGAUCCAACAGCAGCAACUACAGCAGGUUUACCUGCAGCAGCAGCAGAUGAUUCAAGCUCAAGCCCAACAGCAGCUCCAGGCCAUGCAUCCACAGCAGCAGCAGCAGUUCCUCUUGCAGCAGCAACAGCAGCAAAUGUUGCUCCAACAGCAGCUGUACAUGCAGCAGUGUGCAGCCAUGCAACAGGCGGCUCAACAGCAGGCAGCGCAGCAGCAGGCGAUGCUGGCCCAGAUGCAUCAGCCGGCCCAGGCAAGCCAGCAGCAGGGUCCCCGGCUGCUGUCGGUAACGCCGCCCUCGUCCCCCAAGGCGCAGCGAGCGAGCGGCCACCGUCGCAUCCUGAGCGACGUGACCUACAGCUCCGUGUACGGCGUGCCGGCCAGCCGUUCCACGCAGGUCAUGGCGGCCGCCGCCGCGCAAGCCUCGCUCAACAAGUCCAAAUCUGCAAGCACCACUCCGUCAGGUUCCCCACGCUCGUCGCAGCAGGAUGUUAGCCGGUGUGCUGCCAACGCCCCGGACCUCACCACCUGGAAUCCUUUUGGAGACGACUUCACCUCCCUCUCGUCCGAGCGCCUUGCGGGAAACAAGGAGGAAGACGCACGGACCCCUGUCGAUAGCUUGAUUCCUGGCCUACAGGCUCCCCAGACCAAGGUGCAGGUUCAACACCCACCAACGACCACGGGGCAGGUGGCCACGCAGCAAGCUCUGGCACAGACCGACAUUUUCGGUGCCGUGCCCUUUGUUUCCAAAGCAGACAGCGACGCACCAGAGCUGUCCCUUCUCCUUCCGCUCCCUCCUCCCCCUGCAUUCGCUGAUGCCCCCGACCCUUUCUCUCCGCUGCCAGACUCCGACCAUCCAGAAAAACUGAUCCAAGGCCUAAAAUCUCCAGAGCCUUCCCUCUUGCUUCCUGAUCUGCUGCCUGCGUCAGACCCAUUUGGCAGCCCUGGCGAGAGUAUGCAUGGGGAGGCUAACUCCCUGCCGGCUAGCAUUAAGUCUGACCAGGAGGCAGCAGAGCCUAAAGACGAUGAAUUUGAUCCUAUUCCUCUCGUUCCCAGAAAGAGCUCGCCCAGCCAUUCGCGGAACAGCAGUGAGGGCUCAGCGGAGGGUGGGCUGCCCAGCCUAGGGCUGGCUGGUCACGCCGCCUCGCGCGUGGCAAAACCGGCGGCCUUCCGGCGGCCUGGGCAGCAGCAGGCGGCACUCAACGGCCAGUGCCUCUACUCCCCCUUUUAGCCGUGCUGUUGUCAUUGCAGUGCGGCGGGGGAAAGUUGUGGGGAUUCACCAACAGAAUUGCCGCUUAAUGGGAGGCAGUGGGAGAGAACCAGGGGGGGGGGAGGGCACCUAGUGCAAAAAACACAACUGCUCUGCGUGCAUUCGGUUCUUGCAAUGUAUCAACGUCCGUUGGCUUUAAAAUGUUUGCGGCAUAAAUAAUAUUUCCUGUUUUGCUUUGGUAUGGUUUUUUCCCCUUUCACAGGAGAAACUGAGUGGUUUAUUUUCUUUUUUGGUGGAUUGUGAAGCUUUUCCUGUUAUUUUUGAAAAUUUGAAAUUAGGUUGCAGGUUUUUACGAAACCUGAUUAUUUCCGGUUAUUUAAAAAAUAUGGCUUUGAAGUAAUUUUGCACACAAUUUCGAACGUAAGAAUUGUUUUUCUUUUCCAACCUGUGAAGACUUGAUUGUGAUGGAAUGGACCGCAGCUGUCAUUUUAUCUAUUUUGUAAUACUUGUUGGAAGCAAUUGUAUUAGCACCCAUGUAUAUUGGUGAUUAGAUUUUUUGUUUAUUUCUGAUGAUCCUGAGAUAAACAUUUUACAAUGUACACAUAGUUUUCUGUGGAAUUACAUGUCACUAGUGGCAGGUUUAAACCAUUUAAUUAAGCUUAACGAAAAUAAAUUAUGUAUUAUUCUACUCUCCAAAUGCAAGAACGAAAAAUGAUCUCCAAAUCGUUAACCAACACUCUGCACCUUUACGCAGCAAAAAAAAUUAUUGAUUACACAAAUCGCACGAUAAAGUGAACCAUCAUAACUGGUGGAAUUUGACUGCAAAAUAAUUGCGAUGGGAAUUAAAUAAGUGGACGAGUUUCAUUGAUGCCACCGCCUGCACCGUUGUCCACGCUCAGGUGGUGGUGGCCAUGUUCUUCAGAAGACUGUUUUGGUCGCAUUCCUCUAUGAUCUCUCCUUGCACAUGCUUGUCUAUAGAAGUUCACGGGGGGGGGGGAUUUAUUUUUCAUUUGGAAACUGUCCACGUUGACCAGGAUAUGUUAGAUGUCCACGAGGCAGGAUUGACGCUUUCUUAUUUUGUUUUUCUUUUCGCACAAAGGGAAAACAACAAGCGCGUGCCGUCGAUUCGUUGCGUGCGCAGAACGAACGUGUGUAGCGGCGCACGAGAAAACAGACGUCUCCGUUAUUGUGAGCAAACCGAGACGGAUGAUUGCCUCGGAUUGACAUUGUGAAGCCUCGCACAAAACUCUGACCGAGACGGAUGAUUGCCUAGGAUUGACAUUGUGAAGCCUCGCACAAAACUCUGACCGAGACGGAUGAUUGCCUAGGAUUGACAUUGUGAAGCCUCGCACAAAACACUGACUGUGUGUUUUUUUUCUUUCAUUUAAAAUAUUUCAACACUUUAAUUUCAAUGCAGUGCAGCAGUUUUUUGUUGCUGUUGCUUUAAACAGUUUUAAAUCGUUCAGAAAUUAAGUCAUCGCCAUUCCAUAUGCAUUUUAACGUUUCCACAAGAAUCCGGUUUAUCGUGAUCAUUCCAAUUUGAACACACUUCAUUAAAAAUUGGGACCAUUAUGUAGGUGAGGAUAUAAUUUGACUCGUUAAGGUGUUCCAUUUUGUGCUAAAUUACACAAUGUAGCGCUGUUUUAUGCUGCUUGUCCUCACAGCUUAGCUUACGUGUGUAACCUUAGCAGGUGCAAGUUUUUACUUUAAAAAGCCAUUGCAGCAAUGCAGAAUAAUCUUACCUUUCCCUCUGCAAACCCUAAAUCAUCAUCGCCCCCUGCAUGAAAAUAAACGAAUGAAGCAUGCCCGGCGUAAAGCAUUCUAUGUGUUUCAACAAAGCUACAGAUUAUCAAAGGCUUACAUACUGUGACAAGAUGCAAUUUAUUUCUCAGUUUGUUACCGUGAGAUUUUCCGAACCACGGGGCACUCCUUUUGAUGCGACAUUGUAGAACAAGACGUUUAAUUGUCCUCUGUGAAAGGUUGCAUGUUUGAUUGUAAUCCAACAUUACACGUGUAAUUCUAUCUUAAGAAACCUGUUCCUUCACAUUUGGUGCAACCAAUACACAAGUGGAGUGAAAGUGAAUACAGCUGGUCUUUUUGUUAUUUUUUCAGUCCCCUUUCUCAAAGCUGUUUAAUCAUUGCAAACCAAUUUAAAGCUUUCGUGACUGCAGGGAUUCAUAUUCUUGGUUCUUUCGGUAAAGUCACGUAGAAGGGAAAUAAUUAAAAAAAACAUAAUAAAAUACAAUUCUCACGACGUUUCGGCCACAACGUUCUUCACCUGAGGACGGCUGCUUGCGUUGUGGCCGAAACGUCGUGAGAAUUGUAUUUUAUGUUUCAUUUUAUUAUUUUAUUAUUUCCCUUCUACGUGACUUUACCGAAAGAACCAAGAACAUUGAAAACCAGUCAUUUCCUUUUCCCGUUUUACAAAACUCAAUACGAUGCAUUGCCCGUGUUUUACGCCGUUGACUGUCAAUUGGACUAAAAAAACUCAUUCCGUAAUUUUAACAAUUCCUGGCGAUACCAAUCGAUGUGAGCUUGACAGCAUCCCAACAUGUUUGAGGAGGUGCAGCGUCUAAACAAAAAAAGUGCUGUUGUGCAUUACAAAAUACUCGCCCCUGUGUUGUUUAUCUAUCGUGGGGCAUUUGCAAGUCCAAUUCGUGCAUUCAACGAUUCACCACUACCAGACCAACAGUGAUUAUGGCUGAAAAGCUGUACUUUGAGAUAGUUUUUUUCUCCAAAAAUGUAUACGGUGAAAUAGUUUACCCAAAGCAACAUUUAAAAACAAAAAAACUCGGAGGCACUUCCACCGUAUCUGUGUUGACGCUUGCUCGACUGAAGCAUGUCUAAUCCGCAUCUGUUUUCUCAUUUUGUUAAUCUGUUCAGAGCUGAGCAUUUGAUUACUAUGCAAAGCUGUUGUUCCUUCUGAGUUGUAUGUGCUUCAGGAUCAAGUUCUUUUUUUGCCAUAUUUUAAACGUUUACCUCUUAUUUUUUUGUUAUUGUGCGAUUUUUAGUUAUGUACUAUGCAAAAAGCAGAUAUUCCCCCAAAAAUAUUUUGUCUAUCAUUCUUUGGAACUUUUCCCUGUCGUUUGUGUGGUGGUUUUUUUUUCUCUCCUGUUACCUCUUUGAUUUUCUUGUCCAAAAGGAAAGAGAAUGACUCCAUUGCCUCUUUAGCAGCAUUCCCUUCUUCCCCGUAUAUUUUCAUGAAAUGAAAAUGUUGUUCACCCUCUUGUCGCGGUUGUGUUUGGAGGAAAAAAUGUUUCGUGCGGUUUCCUAAAUGCACAUUGUUGAUGUGUUAAGUCCCAAUCUUUACAACAAAAAAACAACAGUAUGAUUAGUUGCUUGGAAAUGUUUUGUGUAAGGAAUCCACCUCCUGUCCCAUAUAAUGGACAAAUGCUCUGAAAAAAUCCUUUCUGUUGAAAAAAGAUUUAAUCUUGGAAUCCUUAAAUGGGUCUGUUAUUUGCGUGACUACUUUAUGAGAUUGUGUAAAGCACUGUAUCGGAAAAUUGAAUCAAGAAAGUUGUAAAUCCGCCUCGCCACGUGCGUGUACAGGGGUGCAAGUGAUCGUCUCCUGUCUGUAUUAAUUUUAGUGUUAUUAAUGUGUUCUCUCCAAAUGAAUGUUCUCAUGCUCACUGUUUGCUUUUGCGUACCAGGCAAGUCUGUCCGACUUGAACAAGGCAUUGUUGUAACUGCUGAAUUCUGAUGUGUAAAACCAUUACAAAGGGUUCAUUAGUAGGAGCCCACUUAGCUGCUUUGAGUGAUGUGUAGUGAAUGUGAAAUUGUGUACGCCAGUUUAUAGUCGGCCAUUUCAAAAAGCUACUGUAAAAGGCAAUUCGCUACCACCGUCGGAUGGUGGCGUGCGGUGAUUUUAUUAUAUCAAAUGUACAAAAAAUUGUGUGCUUGAAGCUGUUUAUCAAUAAAGUUCCUGUUACUUCAA